Messenger RNA from Astyanax mexicanus (Mexican tetra), 1330 nucleotides. RefSeq names its product pepsin A-like. NCBI's taxonomy places the organism in Eukaryota, Metazoa, Chordata, Actinopteri, Characiformes, Acestrorhamphidae. The transcript has 9 exons. Bases 51 to 1184 code for a protein of 377 amino acids. Gene Ontology annotation, molecular function: aspartic-type endopeptidase activity. The record is from RefSeq and is a predicted model, not a curated record. Gene Ontology annotation, biological process: proteolysis.
GGUUCCUCAGCCCUUGGGUUCAGUCUACAGAUCAGAGUGAAGCAGCCGUGAUGAAGUGGGCCGUGGUCCUGUGCGCCGUGCUGGCGCUCUCCGAGUGCAGCGUCAGGGUUCCUCUGAUAAAGGGGAAGAGCGCCCGUGAGUCUCUGGAGGAGAAGGGUAUGUGGGAGCAAUACAGGAAGUUGUACCCCUACAACCCCAUGGCCAAGUUCACCCAGAACUACGCUGUCGGAUACGAGUCCAUGACCAACGACGCUGACAUGUCUUACUAUGGUGUGAUCUCCAUCGGGACUCCUCCUCAAUCCUUCGUGGUGAUCUUCGACACCGGCUCGUCCAACCUCUGGGUGCCCUCUAUCUACUGCGGCAGCACAGCCUGCACCAGCCACCACAAGUUCAACCCUUCACUCUCCAGCACCUACCAGAGCAAUAACCAGCCACUCUCCAUCCAGUACGGCACUGGCAGCAUGACUGGCUUCCUGGGAUACGAUACUGUUUCGGUUGGUGGUAUUCAGGUUCCUCAUCAGAUCUUCGGACUGAGUCAGACCGAGGCUCCAUUUAUGGCUCACAUGAAGGCUGACGGUAUCCUGGGUCUGGCCUACCCCCGCCUGGCUGCUUCCAACGCACAGCCCGUCUUCGACAACAUGGUGCAGCAGGGUCUGGUGGCGGACUACUUCUCUGUCUACCUCAGCAGCAAAUCUCAGGCCGGAAGUGAGGUUAUUUUCGGUGGCUACAACCCCAACCACUACACCGGCUCUCUGGUCUGGAUCCCUUUGUCAUCUGAGACCUACUGGCAGAUCACCAUGACCAGUGUCACCAUCAACGGACAGGUGGUUGCCUGCAAUGGUGGUUGCCAGGCUAUUGUGGACACUGGCACCUCCCUGAUUGUUGGUCCCAACAGUGACAUUGCCAGCCUCAACUACUAUGUUGGCGCCACAACCAACAAUGGAGAUGCUGUGGUGAACUGCAAUAACAUUGCCAGCAUGCCAGUCGUGAGCUUUAACAUCAACGGCCAUUCCUUCACUCUGCCUGCCUCAGCGUACACCACCCAGUCUUAUUACUACGGCUGCCGCACCGGCUUCGGUAACGGCGGCUCCAGCCUGUGGAUCCUGGGUGACGUGUUCAUCAGGGAAUACUACACCGUCUUCAACAGAGCCAACAACUCCGUGGGUCUGGCCAAGUCUGUGUAAACACCCGCAUCUAAUCUGUAGAUCAUGUUAAUAACCCCUGAUAUAAUCUGAAGAAACAGAGCAUGAGAUUAUUAAUUCUGACCUGAGUCAUAAAGUGAUAAAGUGACAUUACAGCACUGUAAUAAAAUGAUUUGCUCUAAUGCGCA